AUGCUCAGGGACGUCUACAAGCGCAUGAUCGCAGACUUCCGGGACGUCCCCGCCCUGGAGAAGAACUUCUACUACGAGCACCCCGACGUGACGGCGCGCAGCGACGGCGAGGUGGAGCGUUACCGCGCGGAGCGCGACAUCCACGUCGGCGGCGAGGGCGUGCCCAAGCCUGUGACCACCUUCGAGGAGGCCUCCUUCCCCGAGUACGUGUUGCACGAGGUGGCCAAGGCCGGGUUCAAGGAGCCCACCCCCAUCCAGGCCCAGGGCUGGCCCAUGGCGCUGCUGGGCCGCGACCUGAUUGGCAUCGCGGAGACGGGGUCGGGCAAGACCCUGGCCUACCUGCUCCCCGCGGUGGUGCACAUCAACGCGCAGCCCCACCUGUCCCCCGGCGACGGCCCCAUUGUGCUGGCACUGGCGCCCACGCGCGAGCUGGCGGUGCAGAUCCAGAGCGAGUGCCUCAAGUUCGGCAGCUCCUCGCGCAUCAAGAGCACCUGCGUGUACGGCGGUGCGCCCAAGGGCCCGCAGGGCAACGACCUGCGGCGCGGGGUGGAGAUCGUGAUUGCCACCCCCGGCCGCCUCAUCGACUUCUUGGAGGGGCGGACCACCAACCUGCGCCGCGUGACCUACCUGGUGCUGGACGAGGCGGACCGCAUGCUGGACAUGGGGUUCGAGCCCCAGAUCAGGAAGAUUCUCGGCCAGAUCCGGCCCGACCGCCAGACCCUGCUCUGGUCCGCCACCUGGCCCAAGGAGAUCCAGGCCCUGGCCUCCGAGUUCCUGACCAAGCCCUACCAGGUGACCAUUGGGUCCAGCGACCUCAAGGCCAACCACAAGAUCGAGCAGGCCUUCGACUUCGUGUCGGAGCACGAGAAGUUGCCGCGCCUGCUGCGCCUGCUGGAGCGCGAAAUGGACGGCCGCCGCGUCAUCGUCUUCUGCGAGACCAAGCGCGGCUGCGACGCGGUCACGCGCCAGCUGCGCCAGGACGGGUUCCCCGCCCUCUCCAUCCACGGAGACAAGACGCAGCAGGAGCGCGACUGGGUGCUUGCCGAGUUCAAGAACGGCAAGCACCCCAUCAUGCUCGCCACCGACGUUGCGGCGCGAGGCCUGGACGUCAAGGACAUCAAGCUGGUGGUGAACUACGACAUGCCCGGCAGCGCGGAGGACUACUUGGUGGCCAUGGCCGUCGAGGAGUACGUCCCGCGCAGCAUCCUCAUCACCGGCGGAGCUGGGUUUAUUGCCAGUCAUGUCACCAUCAAGCUCGUAAAGCGCUACCCUCAUGUCAAGGUGGUUGUCCUGGACAAGCUCGACUACUGCGCGACGCUGGAGAACUUGAAGUCCAUCCGGGACUGCCCCAACUUCAAGUUCGUGAAGGGAGAGAUCCAGUCCACGGACCUGAUCGUGCACAUUCUGGAGACCGAGGAGAUCGACACCGUCAUGCACUUUGCCGCCCAGACCCAUGUGGACAACUCCUUCGGGAACAGCCUGGCGUUCACCAUGAACAACACCUAUGGCACCCAUGUCCUGCUCGAGUCCGCCCGCCUGUACGGCAAGAUCCGCCGCUUCCUCAACGUCUCUACCGAUGAGGUCUACGGCGAGACCUCGCUGGGGAAGGCCGAGGGCCUGAGCGAGGCCUCUGCCCUGGAGCCCACCAACCCCUACUCGGCGGCCAAGGCCGGUGCCGAGAUGAUGGCGCGCGCUUACCACACCUCUUACAAGCUCCCCGUCAUCGUCACUCGGGGAAACAACGUGUACGGGCCUCAUCAGUUCCCGGAGAAGAUGAUCCCCAAGUUCAUUCUGAGGGCUCAGCGUGGCGAGAAACUGCCCAUCCACGGCGACGGCAUGUCGGUGCGGUCCUACCUGUACGUGGAGGACGUCGCGGAGGCCUACAUCAUCGUCAUGCUGAAGGGCACGGUCGGCGAGACGUACAACAUUGGCACGCAGAAGGAGCGCACCGUCGUGGAUGUGGCAACCGACAUCGCCAAGCACUUUGGCUUGCCCGCCAACUCCAUCGUUCAUGUCCGCGACCGCGCCUUCAACGACCGCCGCUACUUCAUCUGCGACAAGAAGCUGCUGGACUUGGGCUGGAGCGAGACGGUGGACUGGAAGGAGGGCCUGAAGCGCACCAUCGACUGGUUCCUGGAGCACGGGCAGCCGGAGUACUGGUCCAACGGCAACAUGGAGGCGGCGCUGGAGGCGCACCCCACCCUGCAGCACUCCACCGCCGUUCCCGUCCGCAUCCACUGA
This is a messenger RNA of Auxenochlorella protothecoides, 2241 nucleotides long. RefSeq names its product DEAD-box ATP-dependent RNA helicase 20. The transcript has 8 exons. Bases 1 to 2241 code for a protein of 746 amino acids. The record is from RefSeq and is a predicted model, not a curated record. Gene Ontology annotation, biological process: nucleotide-sugar metabolic process. Lineage: Eukaryota; Viridiplantae; Chlorophyta; Trebouxiophyceae; Chlorellales; Chlorellaceae. Gene Ontology annotation, molecular function: dTDP-glucose 4,6-dehydratase activity; nucleic acid binding; RNA helicase activity.